AUGAUUUUAAAAUGGCGGACAUCCAACUACUGGCAUUGUUUUUAAUGUUUGGAUUUGUUUCCUGUGAUUUAGGAAACAUUCUACAGAUCCAUUACCCGGACAUCUCGCUGGAAGCUGAUGACAAUGGCAAUAUUACCUUACAGUCGGGCGCGGACGCCAGUGUGUAUCUGAUCCCGGGACCCGGGGGCACGGUGUACUUUGAAGGAGAGGACAUCUUACACCUUAUUAAGGUGAUCAACGGCCUGCCUCCUGUCUGGAAGGAUCACUCAUCUAUCGGGUUCUUCAAGACAGCGUUCGGCGGCGAUAACGUCAACGUCAAACUAGAGGCGUUGGACCCAGACAAUCAGGAGAUCCAGUACAGUCUGGUUGCCGGCACGAUGCCCCCGGGUCUUAUGAUUUCAAACAACUCAGAAAUAGCGGGCCGGGUACCUGACUUGGACGCCAUCUACAGUUUCACGAUCCGGGCAACUAACGUCAACGACAAGUACGCGGACGCCGUUUUCAGGAUGCAGAUUAUAGAGCGGAACCAGUGCCUCCCGACACCCCCUUGUAAGAACGGAGCAACGUGCGUGGACCAGACCGGAAACAUCCCUUACAAGUGCAUCUGUCCCGAUAGAUUUAGUGGCAUGGACUGCGAGAAAGAUUGUCGCUCAAACAGCCUAGAGGUUAACAGCACUGUUGCGGUCCCGCAGGCUAUGAUGAGCGCGUACCUCACUCGAGAAAACUACACAGCCACGGACGGGCGUCUAGGGAGCACUUCCGGGGACGGCAAGGGCUGGUGCGGUGCGGACUCAAACUCCUGGCUGCAAAUUGAUCUCGGACAACAAGCCCAUAUCUUCGGCGCCGUGAUGCAGAGCUACAGCAGCGCCUACUACACAGGCAGCUACUUUCUCUCCUACAGCGUUGACGGUGCGACGUUUAUGGACGUGGAGAACAUUGCUAACGUAACAUCAUCCACAUCAACCGCCAGCUCUGUCAACAAAUUUACAUUCGCCGGUUCCUCGAGCUCGUCAAGUGCCACUGACUACCUCCCGUUGCCCGUGCACGCCCGCUUUGUGCGGUUCCAUCCGGUCAGCUAUAGCUCCAGCAAGUUCCCGUGCAUGAGGGUCGACCUGCUAGGUUGCGUCGACUAAGCCUUACAUGCUGGGACCGCAAACAAUCAUGGAAACACACUAUGAUAAUAAUACGAGUGUGAGGGUUAUUGAACUGCACAUCGAUGUUAAUGAUAAAGUGACACUCUUAUUCCAAAUUAAUACAUACACAUGUAUGACAAAUUUUGACUGACAAACCUUUAACUAUACUUGCUCAAUAAUGCAUUUAUGGAAGAUAUUAACUACUGACAAUAAUAUUGUAACCGUGCCUUUAAUAGCAGAAAGUGCAAAAUGUUUAAUGAUUGGUGAAUGCUAAAAUAUUUACUGUGAUCUACUUAAGUCUCAUCAGGUAGAAAUACUGUGUGUUAUGCUCAUUUCUUUCUAAUAAACUCGG
Mya arenaria is the source of this 1485-nucleotide messenger RNA. RefSeq lists its product as uncharacterized. The transcript has 9 exons. The record is from RefSeq and is a predicted model, not a curated record. NCBI's taxonomy places the organism in Eukaryota, Metazoa, Mollusca, Bivalvia, Myida, Myidae. Gene Ontology annotation, molecular function: calcium ion binding. The coding region runs from base 12 to 1133 and encodes 373 amino acids.